UUGGCGACCAUGGUGACGGACGAUGAAAUCCCUGCGCAACCCAAGAAAAAGGCGUUGCCCUUCAAGCGCACCGUCGCGCGGAAGCAGCAAUCUCAAAAACCGCAACAGCCGAGCGAGGAAGCAAAAAAGGCCGAUGAUGAUAAUGAUCUCGACUUCUUCCGUCACACCGACGAAGUCUUUCCCGAAAUUCUCCGAGAAGUCAGCGAAGGCAAGGACCAGGAAAAUCAUGAUCGCAAACGCAGGAAGCUCUCAAGCCCGCCGGACGACCCUCAGCGCUCGCACAAGCAACCGGUUACCCUGGACGAAUCCGACAAUGACCUGAUAAUGGACGUAAAAGGCAAAGGCAAGGAGAUACCCCGGCCAAGGAGGCCCUCGACGCCUUUGCAAACUUCCACGGCACGAGAAGUUUCGGAAUCACCGGGCUCCAGCAGAACCACCCCAAGAACGGCGGUCUCGAGGAGAAGCCUUUCGAAAAACACCGCCGGUUCACCUGGGGCCCCGGUAACGGUACUCGCCUCCGACGUCUCCGACUCGGACGACGUCGGCGUUGUCAAACCCACUGCACCUUCCAACAAGAGAGGAGCCAGCAACCCCACGACUCCGGGCCGUUCGCGCGACACCUCCUCAACAUCCUCCUCACCCAUCGAGAUCCUCCCCAACCCCGACCCCGAUCCUAACCCGCCCAGCGGCGACGACUUCUCCGAAUGGGUCGCCAAGGCGCGCGCCCUCCAGGCCUCCGAGAGUCACACCGCCGUCGUGGAGGUCCUGACGACCUCGCGCAUCGAGGGCUGCGACAAGCCGGUGAGGACGCGGUGCCGGAUGAACCAGGCCGUGCAGAUCAUCCUCAAGGCCUGGAUCGAGCGGACGCGGAGCUCCCGCGUGGUGAUCCCCGACGACAUGGCCGCGCGCAUGUUCCUCACCUGGAAGGGAAACAAGAUCUACGGGCACAGCACGCUCGCGUCGCUGGGCGUGCAGGUGGACGCGAAGGGCCGCCUGCGCAACAACCAGGGCGAGGGCUACACCCGCGACGGGAUCCACCUGGAGGUCUGGACCGAGGAGGAGUAUGCGGCGUACCUGGAGAACCGGGGCAAGAAGCGAGCAUCGAGGUUGCUGGCGGCUGAUGAUGAGGAUGACGACGAUGACUCGGGGGUCGAUGACCGAAGAGGGGCGAGCGGAGGGGCGGAAGAGGCGCCGGCGCCGGCGCAGCAGCGGAAGAAGAAGGGGAUUCGCAUCGUGCUCAAGGCGAAAGACCACGAACCGCUCAAGCUGACGACGAGAGAGGACACGACUGUCGAGAUGCUCAUCGAGGCAUUCCGGGCCCAGCGGAAUCUCGGGCCUGAGUGGGAUGUUGCUAUGUGGUUUGACGGGGAGAGGUUGGAGGAAGAUUCGCUGGUUACGGAUCUGGACGUCGAUCCGGACGACGUUAACCAGCUAGAGGUGCAUGUCAAAAGGGGUGGCAGCUGA
This is a messenger RNA of Thermothelomyces thermophilus ATCC 42464, 1464 nucleotides long. RefSeq lists its product as uncharacterized. Gene Ontology annotation, molecular function: protein binding. The annotation marks the transcript as partial. NCBI's taxonomy places the organism in Eukaryota, Fungi, Ascomycota, Sordariomycetes, Sordariales, Chaetomiaceae. The record is from RefSeq and is a predicted model, not a curated record. The transcript has a single exon.